AUGCCUUUGUUAAUGGCAAGCAACGCCGUUUCUUUAGUACCACGGCCAUUGGUGGGGAAUUUGUGGCGCUGCUCGGAUGGGAGCAGUGAACUCCAGGUGGUAAAGAGUGCAGGGUUGCCUGAACUUUCUCUCGCGCAAGCAAAGGAGGAUCUGAUGCGUAUUUACUUUGCGUUCGAUGGCGCCAGAGCCUCCCGCAUGGCGGUGCCUGCAGCGGCGGCCAGUACAGUAUUGUCUGCGCUGCAGCGGCGUGAUGCCGCUUAUGAGUCCCUUGUGCCGGUGCAGGACGAUUGGGAGGAGGCUGUGCGCCGUGGUAUUCCGCUGGCGGUGAUCCUUCGUUUUACCCUCUGGGCGUAUGAAAAGCAGCAGGAGCAGCAGCAGCAGCAACGUGAACGAUGUUAUUCUCCAUCUUCCCCAGAGUCUACAUUUGGUUUAUCGUCGAUGCUUGAUAUGAAGUGUGAUGCGCGUGCUGAUGCUCGGGGACAAUCAUUGCCGUCACCGACCACUGCGCCUGCUGCCGCAGAAUCCGAGCAGCGUGUGAAGUCUGUCAGAAGUAAGGAGGAGCCGGGGCACGAAGAAAGAGAGGAGGGACUACAGUUGAUGCUACCCGAGAGUGAUAUCAUGGGUGCCUGCCUGGAUCGCGGGGACUGGCUGGAGGUACUCGCCGUGUUUGCCCCGCCGAGCCUUACCGCGGCGCUGCUUCGGAGGGCAGUGAUGAGCAAUGAGGCGCGAAGUGGGUGCUGCGGUGGCGGCGGUGACAUGACGUUCCUGGCGUGGCGGCACCGAGCUGCCCCUGCUGCAGAGCAUGACGAGUACGGAGAUGCGACGGCCGCAGUCGAUGUGCUGGGGACAAACAGCGCACGGCACGGUGCCGCCCACCCACGCUCGGCGUUUCGUCCACCGACAAGCGCGACGCAGCUAUUCUUGUUUCACGGGGAACUGCACUCGCUUCACCACGCGGAGGGAAUGGCGUGGCGUGUCGGCGACAAGGCGGGGCCGGCGUGCGUCUGCGGCAGCGACGCGUGUGGCGGCUCAAAUGAGAACAACAGCAGUUACGUCUCGGCUUCGGCUGGGGGUGUGGGUGAUGUGCUGUCGAGCCAGGGCAAUGGUGAGAAUACCGACGUCAGCAGCUGUGGCGGCGAUUGGAACUGGAUAGAGGAACAACAACAACAACAACGACAGGUCUGCGUGGAAGUGGGUACCGACAGCAGCAUGGAUGCCAUCGUGAACUACGCGGAAGCCUUGCUGCUGCCGGCUUUGAAUACACGUGCUGCUUGCUCGAGUGAACCCGUACCGCGCCAAAUUAGCGACGCGAAGGGGGAUAAGGGACAUGAAGAGACGAAAAGGAAAACAACCCAAGUCUCACGUAACGAUGCGUCGUCAACCAUCUCUGCUACAGAGGUAGCAAUUCCGGAAUCGCUGAUGUGUGUGUGUGACGGCGCUUUCUGCUUGCCCAAGUGCCUCCCCUCCGACACGCUUCGGUACUGGGGAUUCGUCUCCGUUGUAGGUGAUCAACAGCCUUCUGAUGGUAGCAGUGGCUGCAGCAAAACCAACAAUAUAGAAGGCGGCAAUGAUAUAUAUUGCUACACAGAUGGUGCGAAUGAUGAUGCUGAUGUCUACGCCGCUGUGAAUCGUCAUUUGCCUUUGUCGGUAUUCACAGAACGGCUUUGCUCUAGCGUGCUUUCUCACCACCAUAACGGCUCUGCUGGUGUGGCUGUGCCUAGCUGGUGGCCCCUAGAGAUGGUCCCCGACGGCCACAGCAAUUAUGUUGUGAGUGACGAGGAUGAUGAUGAUGAUGACGGCGGCGUCGAGGAGUACGGAGAGGAGGCGCGGCGCUUCGGUCUGUGCGCAAGAGCGUUACGGGGCAUCACAGGGCCUGUACUGCAACUCCCCCAGUGGGAGAAGCAUUAA
This is a messenger RNA of Trypanosoma grayi, 1908 nucleotides long. RefSeq lists its product as hypothetical. The record is from RefSeq and is a predicted model, not a curated record. NCBI's taxonomy places the organism in Eukaryota, Euglenozoa, Kinetoplastea, Trypanosomatida, Trypanosomatidae. Bases 1 to 1908 code for a protein of 635 amino acids. The transcript has a single exon.